CUUCAGAUGUAGCCGACGUGAGAAGCCAUUGCAGUUGUUGCGCCGUUCGUCAAAAAAUUUGUUGCAUAAAUAUGAAGAUCACGUGAAAAGAAUUAGUUGAAAUUACACUGCGUGGAUAUUUAUUAAUAUUGUCAUUAAAAUGGAUAGUAUUGAAAAGUACGAUGAAAAAGAAGAAAAUGAAAAUAAUGAAAUUAUUGCAUAUACACUUUCAAUUUACGAUAUUUUAGAAAAUAUCAUCUCUUAUUUAAAUGUAAAAAGUCUUCGACAAGCAGCUGCCGUUUGCAGAUUGUGGCGCGAAACUGCUCAAACAGAGCUUGCAACGAGGAAUGAAAUUCAGUGUUUGCUUUUGCCAUUGUACAUCGCUUCGUACCGUUGUGCGUUAAAUUGCGAAGGAGAUGAAGAUCAAAGUGAUCCGAGUGACAAACGCUUGGAGUACGAUUUGGACACUGGAUGGGAUAUAAUUGACGUUGUGAGAAGCAUACCGAAAGUAUUUCUUUUAUUCCAUGAGGCUCAAACGACCGUUAACGUACCAUAUCACUAUAAAUACACGAAAAUGUUGCCAGAAUCUGCGACGUUCGCUACUUUUGGUUUGAUGAUGCUGUCUAUGGACAGUACAGAAAUUUUUGGACUUUCCAAUUUAGCCACCGGAAUUUCCAUACCCUCCACGAAUUCAUUGAACAACGAAGUAUUUAUGGUCGACGAUUUCUCAUUAACGGAAAGUACCGCGGAGAAAUUAGUAGAUGACGCAAUGGCUGCAUUAAAAAUUUCCUCGACCGACAAGGGUCACAGCUGUUUUUUAAUUUUCCAAAAUCGCGAAAACGACGGCACAUUGGAUUACUUGCAAGAGAGAAACAAAGCCUACAUUUCUGAAUUGUUGAGAAGCUUAAAGAAGAGAUGCGAGCCUGGCUCGUACUCAAUUCUCGGAAGCGGCUGUCUCUGCAUGGACGUUUUCACUCCGGUAUCGAGUGAAAACGACUUGAAUUUCAGCUUCGUACUGAGGCUGUACGGUCCAGCUGUAAAAUCUUGGUCGGUCGUUCUCAGUCUGUAUUUGCCGGACAGUAUCGUCGAGGAGCAAUUGCGAGCUUUCAAAAAGGGCGUGAACGCGAAUUUUCACACAAUAGCCAUCGCAGCCUUUCCCGUUGACAAGAGACAAGCUUUCGAGUGCACGCGGCAGAAUCGAUUGAACGCAGACAUCUAUUUGCACCGAACGGAUGUGUUUAAAAAAGUAUUUCCCAAUGUUCCAUUGAUAUGUCUUUACGAUGAUCAAACAUUUACUCAAAUUGGAUGUAACACACUCAAUGAUGUUCACGACUCUUCAAUGGAACACAAAGACUCUGUGAUUUAUUUGGUCAUGUCUACAACCUAAUUAUAAAAAUUAACAUUUGUAACUUAUACGGAUUUUUUAAAGAAAUUAAAAAUUUUUCAUCAAAUAUCCAAUUAUUGCUGUGCCUAAGCAUAUUCUUAAUCAAAAUAAAUGACAAAUA
Molecule: messenger RNA, 1484 nt
Organism: Phymastichus coffea
Lineage: Eukaryota; Metazoa; Arthropoda; Insecta; Hymenoptera; Eulophidae
Exons: 5
Coding region: 140-1366 (408 amino acids)
Molecular function (GO): protein binding
Source: RefSeq, a predicted model, not a curated record